AUGGGAUUCCGUUGCUUUAAUUGGCGUUUCGUCAUCGCCUUCGUCCUCUCCAUGGGCUUCCAGGGCGAGCUGGCUGGAGCUCACGGACGACGGCAGCUGGUGCAAAGCCUCGAGGCGGCGGAUGAUGGGGUGUGCACCGCCGUGGUGAGCCCUCAGGGUUACGAGUGCCGAGAAUAUGAGGUGAAGACGCAAGACGGGUACAUACUGACCAUGCACAGGAUCCCACAAGGAAGAGGAGGCGGCAGCGCGGGCAAGAGGCAGCCUGUGCUGCUCCAACAUGGAGUCCUCUCGGACGGGUUGACAUGGCUACUGAAUCCACCUCACCAAUCACUGGCUUUCGUACUUGCAGACAAGGGAUUCGAUGUAUGGAUUACGCACGGCAGGGGCACCAGGUGGAGCCGUCGCCAUGAGUCUCUCAAUACAUCAGACACGGCUUAUUGGGCGUGGUCAUGGGAUGAGUUGGCCAGCUAUGAUUUGCCUGCUACUAUGGGUUUCGUAUUCCAGAAAACUGGGCAGAAGCUGCACUAUGUCGGUCACUCCAUGGGAACUCUGACAGCUCUAUCAGCAUUCUCUGAAGGGAAGCUGGUGGAUAAGAUCAAGUCAGCUGCCCUUUUGAGUCCGGUGGCCUAUCUGACUUCCAUGACAACUACGAUCGGAAGAGCUGCAGCCAGCGCAUUCGCAGGAGAAAUGUUGGGAGCGCUUGGAGUGGCAGAAUUUGAUCCUAAAGGGGCAGUCGGAACCAAGUUUUUGGAGUUGGUCUGCGCUAUGCCGGGGGUGAAGUGCUACGACCUUAUGGCAUCAUUAACAGCAUUCAGACGUGGAGUGAUAACAAAAUACGACCACGGGAGCAGUACGGCCAACAUGGCUGCGUAUGGGCUGAGCAGCCCACCCGAGUACCAUAUGUCCAACAUUCCACACCACCUGCCGCUGCUGCUCAGCUACGGCGGCGGCGACAUGCUGUCGGACGUGAAGGACGUGCAGCUGCUGUUGAAUGAUCUCAGCAACCAUGACGCCGACAAGCUCGAGGCUCGGCUGGUGAAGGAGUACGCACAUCUGGACUUCGUGAUGGGGGUGACUGCCGAGCAGGUCGUCUACGACGGCCUCAUCGCAUUCUUCGACAAACACAGUUGA
Messenger RNA from Musa acuminata AAA Group (dessert banana), 1131 nucleotides. Its product is annotated as triacylglycerol lipase 2-like. Gene Ontology annotation, biological process: lipid metabolic process. Bases 1 to 1131 code for a protein of 376 amino acids. The record is from RefSeq and is a predicted model, not a curated record. Gene Ontology annotation, molecular function: hydrolase activity, acting on ester bonds. The transcript has 8 exons. NCBI's taxonomy places the organism in Eukaryota, Viridiplantae, Streptophyta, Magnoliopsida, Zingiberales, Musaceae.